This is a messenger RNA of Aspergillus tanneri, 957 nucleotides long. RefSeq names its product glycoside hydrolase family 16 protein. Gene Ontology annotation, molecular function: hydrolase activity, hydrolyzing O-glycosyl compounds. The transcript is spliced from 4 exons. NCBI's taxonomy places the organism in Eukaryota, Fungi, Ascomycota, Eurotiomycetes, Eurotiales, Aspergillaceae. Gene Ontology annotation, biological process: glucan catabolic process. The record is from RefSeq and is a predicted model, not a curated record. Bases 1 to 957 code for a protein of 318 amino acids.
AUGAUUUCUUCAAGCAAUAUAUGGUUUCUCAUACUGGCAGCCGUAAGCCAGGCGUCGUAUGAGCUCCAGGAUGACUUUGGAACGUCAGCAUCAUUCUUUGACCACUUCACAUUUUUUACGGAUGCCGACCCCACACACGGAUUUGUCCACUAUGUCGAUCGCGCCACGGCAGAACAGUCCGGGUUGAUUGGAGUCCGAGACCAGAUGCUAUAUGUACGGGCCGACCAUACCAAUGUCUCCCCCAGCAGCGGUCGGCCGAGUGUGCGCUUAACCAGCAUCGAUCAAUACCAACAUGGGCUAUUUGUUUUGGAUUUGGCGCAUAUGCCGGGUGGGAUAUGUGGUACUUGGCCAGCAUUCUGGAUGGUUGGUGCGAAUUGGCCAGAGAAAGGGGAAAUUGAUAUCAUCGAGGGCGCUAAUCAACAGACCAACAAUAUGAUGACACUGCACUCGUUGAAAGAUUGCAGCGUUGAUAACGAGGGAUUUUCUGGCACCCUCAUCUCCUCGGAUUGCUUUUAUGAGGCACCUACCCAGCACUACAAUGCGGGGUGCAGUAUCGAUGCACCGUCCAAUCGAUCAUUUGGUAUGGGUUUUAACGAAGAGGGAGGCGGAGUCUACGCCGUUGAGUGGACGGAGAUUGGGAUCAAAAUGUGGUUCUUCCCUCGCGGGCAGAUACCCUCGGACCUGGCAUGUGGCUCGGAGUCGAUAGACCCCAAGUCCUGGGGCAGACCAACUGCAAUGUUUAAAGGGAAAUGCGACUUUCCCUCACAUUUUGGGCCACAGCAAAUUGUAAUUAAUACCGCUUUUUGCGGCGAUUGGGCGGGACAGGUAUGGGGUACAAGCGACUGCGCUCGGUUGGGAAGCACAUGUGAGGACUAUGUCGCAAAUAAUCCGUCAGCCUUCACCGAUGCAUACUGGCAGAUCCGAUCGCUCAAAACUUAUCAACGGUCGAAAGCGUAG